Colletotrichum spaethianum is the source of this 189-nucleotide messenger RNA. RefSeq lists its product as uncharacterized. NCBI's taxonomy places the organism in Eukaryota, Fungi, Ascomycota, Sordariomycetes, Glomerellales, Glomerellaceae. The coding region runs from base 1 to 189 and encodes 62 amino acids. The transcript has a single exon. The record is from RefSeq and is a predicted model, not a curated record.
AUGUGUACCGUUUCUAGGUUCAAGGUCGAAGACGACCCGCUCGUCGGCGGAGACGAGCUGCUGUCGUGGGCGUGCAUCCGACUCGACCGUCUGCGUCCAGGCUUCCGCUUCAUCAGGCUCAUGGACACCAAAAACCGACCGAUCGAGGGCGGCAAGCUGCUCGUCAAGAUCGACAAGGCGGUGCGGUGA